This is a messenger RNA of Tripterygium wilfordii, 703 nucleotides long. Its product is annotated as monothiol glutaredoxin-S2-like. The transcript has a single exon. NCBI's taxonomy places the organism in Eukaryota, Viridiplantae, Streptophyta, Magnoliopsida, Celastrales, Celastraceae. The record is from RefSeq and is a predicted model, not a curated record. The coding region runs from base 141 to 449 and encodes 102 amino acids.
AACAAAAACCAUCAAUUACUAUCCUUACUCUUUAAUUUUCACAUUUACAUUUGCUCUCACAAUACUGCUCUCCUUCUCAAUUCUAUUGUUCUCAACAUUGUUUGAUUGAGAGAGUGAUUCAUUGUUGUUUUGGUUUGGAAAUGGAGAGGCAGGUGGCAACAUGGGCAGCUCAAAGGCCAGUGGUGAUCUUUAGCAAGAGUACAGACGGCAUUAGCCACUCCAUCAGGACGCUGCUUACCGAUUUUGGGGUUAAUCCCGCGGUUUAUGAGCUGGAUCAGAUGCCCAGAGGGCAUGAGAUCGAGCAAGCUUUAUACAGGCUCGGAUGCACAAGUGUUCCUGCAGUGUUCAUUGGAGGUGAACUUGUUGGUGGAUCCAAUGAAAUCAUAAGUCUUCACCUUAGUCAAUCCUUAAUCCCGAUGCUUAAACGCGCUAACGCGAUUUGGGUUUAGCUUUAAUCCCACUACUUAACACCAACCUACAUACAACAAUAAAUGCGUAUUAUGAACAUCAAUAAGAGUGAUUUUGAUGGAUAUAUAUAUAUGGAUUAGUAGUAUGUACUAAUGUUAAUGAGUCUCUAAUUAGUUACUAGGGUUUCUUAUGAGAGUAGCUAAUUAAUUAACUUUGUGUUACUGUUUUUGUAAUGUAAUCCUAUAUGUAUGUGUUUUUGCCUUUUUGGUAAUAAGAAAGUUAUGUUUGAUGUGUU